CACAGGUUUCCAAGGUGAAACAAUAUGGCGGGCUUUGAAAGUGUUUUUGAACAAAAUCAACACAAAAACAGAGAUAAAAUAUCUCAAAGAGCUGUCGACUCUUCCAUCAAAUACUAAAGAUUUAAAACUAAAUAUCAUUUCUAGAUAAUUAGACGUUAUUCAAAUCGUGGAGUAUUGGAUUUUUUUGCGCAUAAAUGUCCCAACAAGAAGGUCAAUCACGAAGACGACGAUCACCACGAGUCUCUUCGUCGAGUUCAAGGUCAAACGAAAGCCUUCAUAGCGUCAAAGGRAAUGGGAACGAAGCUAAUAAAACCUCUUCUAAAGAUGGAUCUGGAAGGAAAGGAAAUUUUUCAAAGAAGGGAGUUCAUAGAACUAACAGUCAGGAUCAAGUAAGAAAACUUGUAGAGAAAGAAGGAAGAACAGCGAGGAACCUGGUCACAUGGUCAGUACCUGUCAAUAAUGAACUUGAUGAAGACAGGUCCAAAAGAACCAAACCCAAACUGAUGUCCAGGAARCGGCAACCUACACCAGAAAAAUCUGGAUCAUCAGAGCGUGAUUCCUCACCAGCRCACAAGAAUGGUUCCAAGUCACCAAACAGAGGUCGGUCUGGYCGCAAGACRUCUCAGUCAUCAACAGGAAAGAAGAGCGACCUGCGAGCACGAUACUGGAGUUAUCUGUUUGAUAAUUUGAAGAGAGCUGUGGAUGAGAUUUACAGUACUUGUGAAACUGAUGAAAGCACUGUAGAAUGUGAGGAGGUGAUCAUGAUGCUGGACCAGUGUCGGCGUGAUUUUGCUGCAUUGAUAGAGAGAAUCUGUGURCAAGAUGCAUUUGAGAAAGCAGACUACAAGGACAGACCAACAUCAUUAGCGUGGGAAGUACGCAAAUCUUCGCCAGGAAAAUCACUAGUCACCAGCCCUUGCACUGUCCAAAUGGAACGAAACAUCCAAAGCCCAGUGAGGAGCCUGGACUUCAGCAACACUCGAACCACAUCAACGACUAUUGCUCCAAAGCCAACCGUCCCCACCCAAUCYCAUGCYGUUAUUCAAAACGGGCCUUCAUGGGCCGAUCGGGUUAAGGGGACCCCYUCUGUAGUGACCAGUACGACCAAAAUUGUGCCGUCUAGUACGACUGCCUUUACUAUGAACCAAGUAUUGCAGGACAACAGCCGAAAUGCCUGUGUGAGUCCAGAUAUAGGAGAUGGUACAGACGAGGAGGGCUGGGAAACAGUCCGACAUGGRAAGAAACACACCCUUCAAGGUAACCAUGGUGACGCGAGAAACAACAGAAUKAAAAAACAGAAUUCUCAUGAUAAAUCACCCCAGAGUAACUAUGGCCACUUACGAGCCAAUCAGAGAUCUCAGGAUGGAGAAGGUAUAAAAAGUCCACAAAGUUACCAUGGUGAAACAAGAGCCAAUCACAGCCAAGCGAAAAUCUCGCCGCGGGAAACUGGACAGUCUAAUGGUUUAGCAAAUGGAGUUACUCUCAAUGGAGAUGUGCACUGGAAAGUUAACCCUAAUUUACUCUCUCCUCCAAGCAAUCGUAAAAUCUCACUCACAUCUGAUGAAGAUGAAGAUCUUGCACUCCCCUUGGACGACAGCGAUGCUGAGAAGGAAAUGAAGCUGGAAGCAGAGCAUGAAAAAGCAAUGUCGGACGCCAUUGAGGAAGAAGAAACUCUGUCYAAAGAGAUAGAGCAGUGGCAAGAGCAAGCACUUGCAUCAGCUAUUGAACACGAACAGAGUUUGAACAGAGAGAUUGCAACGGAGGAAGCGUUUGUUACAGCGCUUAACGGAGAUGUUGAGACACCCACUUCUGAAYUAGAGACUGAGACRGAGGGAGAAGGGGAUGGCAACAGUGCAGGCACUGCAGAGACAUCACUUGAAGACUCUGGAAAGGCGAUAACGUGGGACGAAAUGGUAGCCAACUAUGAAUCUAAGAGAGAAUCUGGUGAUAACUUGAGUUGGGGUGAUACAGUUGAAUGUUCUGAAGAAAGACCACCAGGAAGAGCUGUAGCGAUGCACCAAAAACUAUCAGCACCAACAAGAAAAAGACCAUUGGCCGAAAAAAUACGUAUUCACGAGGAGAAACAGUUCAAAGCUCGUCAACAAAGGGAAAGACUUUUAGAAGAACGACUCCAAAAGCUGCAAAGUUUGUCAGAGUGAACGAAAUUGCAUUCAUCAAUACACUAGAAGCUCAGAAUAAAAAGAUGGAGGUSAUGUCAAGGAUACAGGAGCACGCCGCGCGUCUACAAGAUCUACAAGAAGAAAAGAAGAGAAAGAAACGAGAAGAGCAACAAGCUAAAGAGACCGCUGCGCAGGAAAGACGUCGUCAGCUAGAAGCCGAUCGACUUGCAAGACUAGAAGAGGUCCAACAACGUAAACUUGAGCAGGAAGCCAAAUAUAAGAAAGAAAAAAUGGAAAAAGAAAGAGCAAGAGAAGAAGCGGCAAGAGAAAAAGCCAGGUCUGUUGAAAUGCGUAUUGCUGCCAAGAAAGAAGCUCUACAGACUGCGACAGAGCAAUUACAGAUGAAAAUAAAACAAAAGGACGUAAUGUCAUUACAAUGUAUUAAAGAAAUGUCCAAAGACCAAGCAGAACAGCAAGAAAAAGCUAACCUUGAACGAAGGAAAGCUUUGAAGAAGAGAGCUAAAAAACUAAGGACUCGWAUGGCAGCUAAGGGAAGAGAGUACGAGAGCACAUUAUCAAGCACAGCACCACCAAAGCAAGACUCUGCAAAACGUGCCAGGUUACAAAAGAUAGUCAAAGACAUCAAYCGAUAUCUUCAAGUUCAGGGCUCAGGCCCUUGGCCGUCAAACCGUGUGACGUCAUUAGACCGGUCGGUGGGCGAACUCAUGAGAAUAGUUGAAGAUGCAACCGAUAAGCUAACGUUCUGUAAUCUUGGUGGAUUAUCUGCCUUGGCUAGAGUUUUAUUAGUCAUUGAUGUAACUGAUUCUAAAACAACUUCUACACCUAUCAUACCUGAUCGUGUUCUUUGUCACGUGGUCCAAGCCUCUACAUUGAUAUGCAGCGAGUGUCACGAGACGAGUCAGUACAUGGUUUUCACAAACAAGUUGGCCUCUGUAGUAGAUCUACUGGCUUAYCAGCUUAGGAUCUUUUGUUCUGAUGUCACAACAAACCAAGCAUUAAGGAAAUCAUCCGAAUCUAAGGAUACCCCAUCUCGUUGCCAAGGAGACCCCUUGRUAUCUGCACUGUUUAGUAUCUUAGCAACCGUCAUCCAAUCGCUUGUCAUUCCYCACAAAGACGAAAAAGCCUCGUCGACUGCAUUACAGAGAAAUAUUGAUCUUAUAAGUUAUAUCGUGUGUUCUGAUUUGAUUGAUGAUAUUCGAGUUUACCUGACGUCUAUACAAGAACCGUUUGGUGAAGACRCCGUAAUGGUGGAUAUGGUUUACAAUUGUAUGAAGCUAGUCUCAUCUAUACCGCGGUUUCUAGGGUCUAGAAGUGGUAACGUCUUUGAAGCCAAAAGAGAAGACACCACCCAGUUUGUCAUCACAUUCCAGCAAACAGAACUUGUUGGGAUAAUUUCAACCUUAUAUACAAUGAUAUUGUCCGAUGGACAGGCGCGACAUUUUUCUCCCCCGCCUCCCCUCCCUGAGUACCAAAUCAAAGUCGCCAUCGAAGGUCUUCGGGCGUUGAAUAACAUGGCUUGUGUUGACCUCAAGGCUUUACAGAGUUCUCUUGGAAGUGAGGGAGUUUCCCUGGAGUUUCGUCACAUAGUCAGCUAUUUACUCUGGAUAUGUGGAGAAGGAGCACCUGAAGACCUUUUACACGAAGUAAUUCUAAUUGUCGGUUAUUUUACUGUGUUGAAUCAGGAAAAUCAGGUAUUUAUUCAGUCUGGUCGUAAUCCAACUCUUCUGCAGCAGUUAUGUGGUCUACCAUUCCAGUACUUCAGUGAYCCAAGGUUAAGGAGUAUUUUGUUCCCAACUCUCAUUGCUUCGUGUUAUGAGAACGAAGAAAACAAAGCUAUUAUCGAACAAGAAGUGAGCUGUGCCCUUCUCGAGAACUUUAUCCAGGACAAAAUGUUGGAUAGUCCACCAGAUCACAGCCACACUACCAAAUCAAUGCAAGAAGGAGUUGUUCCAGAUCGUUUUAUCUUGGAGCGAAGAUUCCCAAAGUCGACUUGGACAAAAGCGACCGAGUUCCUCGUCGCUGUACCAUUAAAUAAUUAAACGCUAUAUUAGAAAAUUGACUCAAAAAUUCUCAUGAACUGGGAAUUGUGGGACGAKCUGGGUAUCGUUGUAUAUAUGUACGCAAUAGCUAUAUCUCUGGAUGCUGUAAAGAAUUUUGUUAUUUAUAUAUAUUAAAGAUUUUUGUCUAAAUAUUUUAUAUUUAUAUAGCACAUUUUGUGUGGAAAUGCACAAUCUAAACUACACUCGGUGAUUAAAAACAGAGUUUUGACGAUUUGUCAAA
This is a messenger RNA of Exaiptasia diaphana, 4421 nucleotides long. RefSeq names its product S phase cyclin A-associated protein in the endoplasmic reticulum. Lineage: Eukaryota; Metazoa; Cnidaria; Anthozoa; Actiniaria; Aiptasiidae. The record is from RefSeq and is a predicted model, not a curated record.